AUGAACAAAACAAUGUGUGAGGUGUAGGGUCAAAGAUUAUUUUCGUUGUACAAAUGAAAUUCGCCUCUAAUAAUAAUGGCUAGAAGAAUGAGAAUACAGUGUAGUUUUAAAUUUUCUAUAGAUAAGUUUGAAUAAAUAUUUUUAUUUCGAAGUUGAUAACUCACUUGAUUUCUAUUUGUAGUCUUUUGUCACGGGUUUCAUCUCGAUUAAGUCCAUUGUAUUUUGUGAAAAGAAUAAAUCAUGAUCUUUUUAAAAGGAAGUAGAAUAUUUAGCAUUAAAAUGCAUCCGGCAGGCAAGCUAUUUAGAACAAUGGCAGCAUACUCUACCAAAGUGUCUCUAAAUGAAGUUGUAAUAGCAUCAGCAGUAAGGACGCCAAUUGGUUCCUUCAGAGGAAGCCUGGCCAGCCUUUCGGCUCCAGACCUAGGCGCUGUUGCUGUAAAAGCAGCUAUCGAAAGAGCCGGCAUUCCAAAGGAAGAAGUUAAAGAGGUAUACAUUGGCAAUGUUUGCUCAGCAUCUCUUGGCCAAGCCCCAGCGAGGCAGGCUGUGAUUUAUGCUGGUCUCCCAAAGAGUACAAUAUGCACAACUGUGAACAAAGUCUGUUCUUCAGGCAUGAAAUCAGUCAUGCUUGCGGCUCAAGGUCUCCAAACAGGAGCUCAAGAGGUCAUGCUAGCUGGUGGAAUGGAAUCUAUGUCGAAUGUACCAUUCUAUCUAAAGAGAGGUGAAACUACAUAUGGUGGAAUGCAAUUAAUAGAUGGCAUUGUCUUUGAUGGCUUAACUGAUGUUUACAACAAGUUCCACAUGGGGAACUGUGCAGAAAACACUGCCAAGAAAUUAGAAAUAAAUAGGCAGCAACAAGACGAAUAUGCUAUAUCCAGCUACAAGAGAAGUGCAGCAGCUUACGAAUCUAAAGCCUUUGCCGAUGAAUUAGUCCCUGUAUCAGUCCCACAAAAGCGUGGCGCCCCGCCUGUCAUAUUUUCAGAAGAUGAAGAGUACAAACGAGUGAACUUUGAGAAGUUCAACAAAUUAGCAACAGUAUUUCAGAAGGAAAAUGGUACAGUGACAGCAGGCAAUGCUUCAACAUUAAACGAUGGUGCAGCAGCCUUGGUAUUAAUGACUGCUGAUGCUGCUCAGAGGUUGAAUGUUACCCCCAUAGCACGUAUUGUAGGGUUUGCUGAUGGUGAAUGUGACCCUAUUGACUUUCCUAUUGCACCAGCUGUUGCAAUACCCAAGUUACUAGAACAGACUGGUGUUAAAAAAGAAGAUGUGGCACUAUGGGAAAUUAAUGAAGCUUUCAGUGUGGUGGCAGUAGCCAAUCUAAAGCUUUUAGGCCUAGACCCAGCUAAGGUUAAUGUCCACGGGGGUGCUGUGAGUUUAGGACAUCCUAUUGGCAUGUCCGGCGCUCGUCUUGUUGUUCAUCUAUGUCACGCUUUAAAGAAAGGAGAGAAAGGUGUAGGAGCUAUUUGUAAUGGAGGUGGUGGUGCUUCUUCAAUUAUGAUUGAAAAAUUGGCUAAUGCAGUUCAAGGUCCACCUAUAUUGACCUUCUAUACUAAAGAUCCAUGUCCUUUAUGUGACAGAGUUAUGGAAGAACUAGAACCAUACAAAAAUAAAUUAAUAAUCGAAAAAGUUGAUAUUACAAGACAAGAAAACGUCAGGUGGCUCAGACUUUAUAGACAUGAUAUACCUGUAUUAUUUUUAAAUGGUCAAUUUUUAUGUAUGCAUAGGUUAAAUCAUGACUUGAUACAAAAACGAUUACAGGAAUUUGACCAAUUUCAAGAAUAAUAAUAUUGUCACAUUUUUAGGAUAAAACUGAAAUUGUGGAUCACAUUUUUUUACUUAAUUUUACGGGUUUAUCGUACAUGCAUAUUAUUAUGUUGCUAAGCUGUAAAGAGUAGGUAUUAGCUUUAAAGUGUUUCUUGAUAUAAAAGGUAAGUAUUAAAUAAAUGCAUAUUAUAAUAAUUCAUACCUAAGCACUGACUUUUAGUUUGUGUGAUAUAGCGUAAGGUUUAGGUUAAUAUUGUACUUACUAUAUUAUUUAUUAUUAUAUGUAUAGAUUACCUUUUAGAAAGAAUAAAAAAUACAGGAUAUAUUUAAAAACAAAGGGUGACCUUAUCCGUGAUCUCUUUCAGGCAACACAUAUCUA
Maniola jurtina (meadow brown) is the source of this 2140-nucleotide messenger RNA. RefSeq names its product acetyl-CoA acetyltransferase B, mitochondrial (gene Acat1). Gene Ontology annotation, molecular function: acetyl-CoA C-acetyltransferase activity. The transcript has 4 exons. NCBI's taxonomy places the organism in Eukaryota, Metazoa, Arthropoda, Insecta, Lepidoptera, Nymphalidae. Gene Ontology annotation, biological process: fatty acid beta-oxidation. Bases 241 to 1779 code for a protein of 512 amino acids. The record is from RefSeq and is a predicted model, not a curated record.